Diachasma alloeum is the source of this 4474-nucleotide messenger RNA. RefSeq names its product dynactin subunit 1 (gene DCTN1-p150). The record is from RefSeq and is a predicted model, not a curated record. Gene Ontology annotation, biological process: nuclear migration; establishment of mitotic spindle orientation. The coding region runs from base 41 to 3988 and encodes 1315 amino acids. Gene Ontology annotation, cellular component: microtubule associated complex; spindle pole; kinetochore. The transcript is spliced from 9 exons. NCBI's taxonomy places the organism in Eukaryota, Metazoa, Arthropoda, Insecta, Hymenoptera, Braconidae.
ACUCCUGUCAGUCGAUUUUAUGUUGUUCUCUUGAUGAAACAUGUCAUUGAGAGUUGGAGCAAGGGUUGAAAUAAUUGGGAAGGACUGCCAGGGUGAGAUCGCCUGGAUCGGACAUCCGUCUUUUGCGGCCGGCAAGUGGAUUGGGGUCAUUCUUGAUGAGCCCAAGGGGAAGAAUAAUGGCACCAUCAAAGACAAAUCGUACUUUCAGUGUGCAGAGAAUCAUGGGAUGUUCGUACGUCAGACCCAAGUGGUGCUCUUGGACAGCGCUGGGAACAGACAGGAUCCCACGAGCCCAGGGUCAACUGGGAGCACUGCAACCACUCCUGAUGAUGGGGCUGCCAGGGCGCGAAGUCGACUCAACAGCACAAGCAUCCGCAGGAGGAACGAGCCCACCGCCGUUAGGAGAAAAACAUCUCCCGCCCAGCCUAGUCGUCAGCAUACCGAGAAACUCGCUGGUUCGAGGCUGUCAUUGGCGGGCAGUAGAACCCAAUUGAGCACCCAGAGCAUAGAGAACCUCUCAGGCUCAAUUCACGAGAGGAAAGAUGCCAUUGAAUCUGGAAUUCCAGUUCCAACGGCUGUAAAACGUGCUUCAUUCGUCGAGAAGUCCCCUAGCACGAGCUCGCCUACCGGCAAAAGGCCAAAGGCUCAAGACGAUCGCAAUAAUACGGGAUUCGUGGAGACUUUGAAGCCACACUUUGUGCCUGGACAAGCCAUGGCUGGCUCCAUGUCCAGUGCCUCCAAUAUCGAGGAGAAACUCAGUCAUCUUCAGCUUGUUCAGGAGAAUGAGAAUUUGAAGGCACAGGUCAGUGAUUUAACUGAGAAAGUGGAAACACUCAGAGUCAAGAGGAUGCAGGACAAGGAGCGAAUGAAGGAUUUCGAGAAGACGAAGCUUCAGUUUGAACAGUUGUUGGAGUUUAAAUCGAAGGUCAUGGAGAGUCAAGCAAGUCUCCAACGGGAGCUCCAACGAGCCCGCCAAGAAGCCCGAGAGGCCCAGCACGCGAAGAACGUCUACCAAGAGGAGAUGGCAGACCUUUCAGAAACCGUAGAAAUGGCGACUCUCGACAAAGAGAUGGCAGAGGAGAAAGCGGAGACCCUCCAGAUCGAGUUGGAGCAACUCAAAGAAAAACUGGAGGAGAAAACCCUCGACCUGGAAAUCCUGCGAACAGAAAUGUCCGAGAGAAGCGGUGGUGCAGUGUCCUCAGGAGCCCCAUCGAGUUUCGAAGUAAAACAACUGGAGCAACAGAACACUCGUCUCCGAGAUACCCUCGUGAAGAUGCGAGACUUGUCAGCCCACGAGAAGCACGAGUUCCAGAAGCUCCAGAAGGAUUUGGACCAGAAGAAAUCAGAGAUCCUAGAGCUGGGAAGAACCAAGGAGAAAUUAUCAGCUAGAGUCGAGGAGAUGGAGCACCAGAUAGCGGAUCUCCAGGAGCAGGUGGACGCAGCCCUAGGGGCUGAGGAGAUGGUGGAGAUGUUGGGCGAGAGAAAAAUGGCCCUUGAAGAGCGUGUGGCCCAGCUGGAGGAGGCAGUGUCUGAUCUCGAGCAGCUCCAAGAUAUGUCAGACCAAUUGGCAGAGUCAUCCAAAGAACUUGAACUAGAACUACGAGAGGAAUUGGACAUGGCAUUGGCAGCAUCGCGAGACGCCCAACGCCACAAGGACGCAGCCCUGGAGACCCUGGCAGAUCGUGAGAUGACGAUCACAAAAUUCAGAGAACUAACAAACCAACUCCAGGAGCAAUGCCUCCAGCUCCAAAACCGAGUGCAGUCGACAGAGUCCUCUCAGUCAGGUGGGACUGAGCAGCAACUGGCUGAAAUCCUGGACUUCCAGAAGACAUUUGCGGAGUCUCGAGCACAAACGAAAGCUGUUGACCUCGAGCUGAGGAGACUAGACGCUGAUGAAGCCAGGAAUCACGUGAAAUACCUCCUCUCCUUCAUGCCCCCAGCCUUCCUCACACGCGGAAACGAUCACGACGCCAUAAUGACCCUCCUACUCAUCCCCAGGAUGAUCCAGAAGACCGAAAUAAUAAUCUCCCAAGUCAGGGACAAAUACAGUGCAAUAGACAAAGUAGACAAGUCAGGAUUGUUGAAGGGGCAUUCAGUCGCUCAAUACGCGUUUAGGAGUCGUCUCUGUGGCCACAUGUACGCCCUCCAGACGUCCCUGGGUAGUUUCGAAUCGAGUCUCAACGUCUGUUCCCCGGAGAUUCUCCUCAAGGUGGGGGCAGCCUACCCUGAGAUGGCAGCCCAGGAGAAGUCCCUGGACUUCCUAAUUCAACUGGCGAAAAAGGAUCAGCUGGAUGAGAACGUGCCGACGGAUGGCAUCGAGAAGUGCUGCACCUACUUCUCGAACAUGUACCCAGUGAUGUUUGGGGAGAGUACCCUGGCUAAUCAAGCAAGAAUGGUGAUCAAUGGCACAAGAACCCUGGGAAGUCUCUGCAACGCAAUUGUCACUGAGGCAACAUCAGUUAAAACCCUUCUGGAAGGCGAGGGCGGGGAUAUUGGCCUUCUCUGUCAGCACAUCGAGACCACAGGCGAGGUUAUCCAGAAUAAUCUCAACUCAGCACGACGCAGGGUACCUAGGGACCACACGAACACAUCCACCACUGGACUGAACCUAGGACUCGACAAAGACUGGCCCGAGCAGUUCUCCAAUUGCUACCAGAGCGCAGUCAAGAUCACGAAGACCCUGCAGGAUCUACUGAAGACAGCUCUUCAAACCAUUAUCACUAAUGGAGAUCUGGACACUGGACUGAGUGCUGAAAAGCUCAAGGAAAUGGCUGCAAUGUCCACGGAGAGGAUCUACGACACUGACGAUCUUGGCCCAGUGACCACUAUCAAAGGAAGUCUGGCUAUUGUCCAGCAAAUGGCGACCAAUCUGGCCCAGAAGAUGGCGGAGUGUGAGAAUGAAAUGGCGAUUGCAGGUAAUGCAGCCCAGACAGCGGACUCCAGUGCUGAUAUCAUUUCUCCCAUUCAACUGAGAGCUCAAGUGGUCAGGAAAGAGUCCGAGGAGACGAAGAUACUGGCCAGAAAACUCGAGACGAGGGACGUGGACAUUCGGGAGGCUAGAUUAGCCCUUCGAGAGAAGCAGGAGGAACUGUCGGAGAUGGCGUUGAGGAAGGAACUUGCUGAGAAGAAACUGGCGACUCAGCAGCACGAUCAUGAGAUGAAUAUCGAUAAACUCAAGAGGAAACUCGAGGAGGCGCAGAAUCAGUUGAAACGAAAGGAGAAGGAGUUCGAGGAGACGAUGGAUCACUUGCAGACGGAUAUCGAUAGUUUGGAAUCGGAGAAGGGACAGUUGAAGGAGAAGCUGAAGUCCAUUGGGAAGAAGGUGACGACUCCCAUUCCUGGAAUACCUUCUGGGGUGGAGGGGGCGAUGAAUGUGUCAGCAGAGAGUGCCACACUGGGAAGUCCACUCGGUUAUGACAAUAAAUUACUGGUGCAGGAGAUUGCUGCGCUGAAGGAGGCCCUCAGCAAUGAGAAUAGGGUCAAACGUAAAUUACUGGCUGAGUCUCUGAGGAGCAAGUUCGAGGCUCUGGCGCCACUCCCAGUGGUUCCUCCGGUCAAAGUCGAUGCUACAAUCCAGGAACUGCAGCAGAAGAGGCUUCAGCUGCUGAAGGAUGUGCAGCAGGCGUCGGUUUAUCCUGUUGUUCCUGAUUUGAGUAGAACUAGGGUUGACAAGGAACCGCCAGUCCUGGAGAAGGCUUCACCUGCUUAUGAACUCGUCAAGAGGCAGAUGGCUAUGAGGACGCUGAUGGCAAGGGCUGAGGAGCUUUCUAAUAAAGUCAGGGAGACCGCCAUUCGCAGGACCUUGGGGGGAAGGGCUCCGGCGAAUUUCGCUGUAUUUCCGAGCAGAGAAAUGUCCACUGUCAUGAAGGAGAGGGACUGCCUGAUGGCAGCCAAGAUUUAUAUUCCCUUUGAGGGACCCUCUGCUGCACACAAUGUCAACGUUGGCACUGAGGAGCUACGGAAAGUUCACUCGCUUCUGUGUUAUUGAGGGAAUUGUGGUGAAGUGGUAAAUAGCGAUUGAGGGAUUUUUUUUUCCGGAGAUUUGAUCAUCUGUUGGGGGAAUGCAGGGGUAUCUACGAGAAUCUAGGGGAAGGGACAGCAGACUUUUCUUUUAGUUGAAGCAAUGGCAGAGGAUUAUUCUUGAUGUUUUGUAGGUGGGAAACGCUGACUUGUUCGUGAGCAAUUUGGGAAAUAGGGAUUCUGUUCGGUUACAUUUACCACUUCACUACUGGCACAAUGCCUAUCGUAGUGUAGUUAAAAGAGGAAACACGUGAUGCUUUAACAUUAAAGUAUUUUAAGAGAAACUUUUCUGACAUUAAUACCUAAGGGAUCGUGUAUUUAUUGCAGCCAGGAGGAUUCAUCAUGAAUUUUUAAUUAAUUUUUUUUACGUUUAGUGCUCUGUUGAUGAAUUUUAAUGAACGGUGUAAUUAAUUUUAUGAGGAAAGGAAUAAAAACGAAUAUAUACGAAAAUGAA